AUGUCUAACGAAUAUGUUAAACGGAAAGUAGCAUUAAAGGAUAUCCAACCCUGUUUAAUCUGUAACAAACCAUCAACUACAGUACUGUUCAAUGGUGAUAACAAUAAUGGUGGUGGAGCUGAUUGGUUUUAUGUAUGUGAUAUCCAUUUACAAGAUAAUAUACAAUUCGUAGUCCCUGUAUAUAGUAAAGAAUAUGAAAAUGAAGUUAUCCAUUUAAGACAAUUGAAACAAAAGAUCACUUCCACAGCAGCCAUUAAAAAUGGUAAUUGGGAUGGAUGGGUAACUAAAUUGUUUGCCAAAGGUACAAAAAGCUCGACUAAGACUGAUAAUAUAGAAGCAGACUCAGCCAUAGACGCAGAUAAUGAAGACAAAGGUACAAAGGGACAAGAUACAAAGGCUCCUGCAGAUCUAAGCGCACUGCAGCGGGAAUAUGAUGAAACUUUAGAUCGUAUUACCAAGUUGCAAAAAAACAACAAGACAUACCAACUUAGUGAUACUUUCUACCAAAGCCGUCUUGAAAGAAAAAAACAACAGGAGAAAUUGGCUGCACGUCGUAAACAAUUACAAGAGAGUUAUACUAAUACAGACCCUGAUGAAUUAUUAUCGAAAUUUGCCUUCCCCAGUGUUCCCAAGACAAGUUAA
Molecule: messenger RNA, 642 nt
Organism: Henningerozyma blattae CBS 6284
Lineage: Eukaryota; Fungi; Ascomycota; Saccharomycetes; Saccharomycetales; Saccharomycetaceae
Gene: VFA1
Product: Vfa1p
Exons: 1
Coding region: 1-642 (213 amino acids)
Biological process (GO): vacuolar transport
Cellular component (GO): endosome
Source: RefSeq, a predicted model, not a curated record